GAACUAGCAAUUGCUAGCUUGUAUUGAAUUGUUUCAGCACCUACAAGAAGGCGCGCGCAUGAUGACUCAGCUGACGAACCAGCUGGCGACGCUGGAGCGGGCGCGCAAGAACUAUGAGAAGGCGUCACGGGAGGCGGAACGCGCAUUGGACACAUUCCAGCGUGUCGACGCCGACAUGAACCUGUCGCGUGCCGAGGUGGAGAAGCAGCGCAUGAACAUGACGCUCAAGUCGCAGCAGUGCGAGGAGACCAAGAACGAGUACGCCAGCCAGCUGCAGAGGACCAACGACCUACAGAAUCAACAUUACCAUAUAUUACUACCCGAUGUUUUUAGGAAUUUACAAGACCUCGAUGAGAAGAGGAUAAAAGAUAUAAGAAAUUUCAUGAUUCACUCUGCCGAUGUCGAAAGGAAAGUGUUUCCUAUUAUUAGUAAGUGUUUAGAUGGUAUCGUCUCAGCGGCGCAGCAAAUCAACGAGAAAGAGGAUACGUUAUUAGUGAUAGAACGAUACAAGUCAGGCUUCCAGCCACCGACAGACAUUCCGUUUGAAGACCUGAACGGUAGGGGGGGCAGCGAGCGGGAUGGGAGCAGUGGGGGGGUGGGACCGCCGCCCCUCAGCAGUGUGGGUGGAUUCCGACCGGAGGCCAUGACAGUCAAAGGCACCAUGUCAGCCGGUGGCAAGCUCAAGAAGAGGGUCGGCAUAUUCAACAUUUUCAGCUCCAACAAGGUAUGUAACCUCCACUAUUUGCUAUUCAUUUCUGCCUAAUAUUCAACUCUCUCUUACAGGCUACUGGAUUGUUUCUGUUGUGUACUAUGUAAAAACUGAGGAUACAAGCCUUUUAUCCACCAAAUACUUCAUCAGGCCUGCAAGUAAACAAAAUUAUUUUACAUUAUUCAGCUGUCCUCUCUUGUAAAAGAUUGUCUUCGAGGCUAAUGUCCAAAGUUCUCUUACAAGGUAUUUGAUUGUAUCUGUUAUGUUCUUUAAAAACUACCAGUGGACACUAGACUAUACUAAAGGAUUCUCCCUCUCACCAGGCCUAUAAGUUUAUAACUCUUUUAAAAUUGAAUUUAGCUGUCCUCACCUGUAAAAAGUUUCCUUCUAGGCCAAUGUUCAAUGUUCAAGAUCAACUAGUUCUUGAUUUUCAUUUUUGUUAGUUUGGAAACUUUCUACUUCCCGACAGUAACUUACAGCUGAUGAUGUAUGAGCACACACGAAAGUAAGUUCCAGGUUUUCUUACAGGAUACCUUAUUAUUUGUUGUAUUGUGUUGUUUUAUAAACAACCAGGCGAUACACGUUUUCAAUAAAUAAUUCAGCAAGCCUAAAAGUAUUCAGAACGCUUAUCAAAUCUGUUUAACUGUUCUCUCUAGGUUUCAUCUCAAGAUACAUUCAUUUUUGUUCAUUGUUAUUUCAGUGGAAACAUAUUGAAGAAUAUAAGUUUUACUAUUUGAAAGUUUUACUAUUUCUAUUUGAAUGAAUUUUGUCUCAUCAGAAGUUU
Nilaparvata lugens (brown planthopper) is the source of this 1493-nucleotide messenger RNA. Its product is annotated as formin-binding protein 1-like. Lineage: Eukaryota; Metazoa; Arthropoda; Insecta; Hemiptera; Delphacidae. The record is from RefSeq and is a predicted model, not a curated record. Bases 59 to 763 code for a protein of 234 amino acids. The transcript is spliced from 3 exons.